UGUCAUUUGUCAAUAAAGUCAGAUUUGCUCUUGCUGCAGAGUGUGUUUCCUUCAUUUUUGCCUUGUAAUUUAAAUAUUAAUUACAUUUUCUUUCGAGUUUCGAGCGUCGGUCGUGGCUUAGUUAGCCGGUUGUGAAUUUAAAUAAUUGGAACAGCGAAUUGAUGGAGAUCGAAAUCUUGAACACCAAGGGCUCAAAGCCCGUGGGCAAAAUAGAUGUUAGUGAAGAUGCGACCAUUGAAAAUGUCAAACAAAAAAUCUACCAAAACCUUAAUAAGAAACUGUAUCCAGACAGACAGGCCAUCAAGCUGGAAGCGAAAGGAAAAUCUCUGAAAGAUGAUGAUAAAUUGAAGUCUUUGAACAUUCAGAACGGAUCGAAGCUGUAUGUGAAAGAUUUAGGACCUCAAAUAUCAUGGAAGAAUGUGUUCUUGGCUGAAUAUGCAGGACCACUGUUUGUUUAUUUGUGGGUUUACCAGAGACCCUGGAUUUUCUACGGAGUUCAAACUACUAGUCCUGGACAUGUCGCUAGUGUGGCGGCUGUGUGUUUCUCGGCUCACUAUGUGAAGCGCAUCUUGGAGACGUUGUUCGUGCACCGGUUCUCCCACGGCACGAUGCCGCUCAUGAACCUGUUCAAGAACUGCAGCUACUACUGGCUGUUCGCCAUGUAUGUGGCAUACCACAUCAACCACCCCCAGUACACGCCCCCUGGCACUGCCACCUUCUAUGUGGGACUCACAGGGUUCAUUCUGUGUGAAGUGGGCAACCUGAGCAUCCACCUGCUGCUGAAGAACCUGCGUCCUCCAGGCACCAAGGUGCGCAAGAUCCCAGUGCCCGACAGCAACCCCUUGACCAAGCUCUUCGACCUGGUCUCCUGUCCCAACUACACCUACGAGUUUGGCUCCUGGUUCUUCUUCACUGUGAUGACUAAAUGCAUUCCAGCGGGUAUCUUCGCGGCGGCGGGCUUCUACCAGAUGGCGGUGUGGGCGCUCGGCAAGCACCGCAACUACAAGAAAGAGUUCCCCGACUACCCCAAGGGACGAAAGGCCAUCAUUCCCGGCCUGCUGUGAGCGCCACUACCCGCAGUAAGCCCCCCAUUCCACCUUCUCGCCAGAGGGACUAGUUUAACUCAUCUAGCUGUUAGGUAGUUAGCGUGUGAAUGAAAUUAUCGAGAAAUAUGUAUUUUGUUUUCUGUACGAUUUCGGUUAAGGACGUCAAUGGGUGAAGGUUAGCUAUUUAUUACUUCGCAUUUGUUAAUUUUUACAAGAUUUAUAUAGAAGUAACAUUGAGUUUCUUAAUAACGAGGACGUGAAGUUAUUAUUUUUUAAAGUCACAACGUUUUUAUAAUAAAAUUGCAAAUAUAAUAUUUGAGUAAA
This is a messenger RNA of Plutella xylostella (diamondback moth), 1370 nucleotides long. It is a transcript of the gene Sc2, whose product is annotated as trans-2,3-enoyl-CoA reductase Sc2. Lineage: Eukaryota; Metazoa; Arthropoda; Insecta; Lepidoptera; Plutellidae. Gene Ontology annotation, biological process: very long-chain fatty acid biosynthetic process. The record is from RefSeq and is a predicted model, not a curated record. Gene Ontology annotation, molecular function: oxidoreductase activity, acting on the CH-CH group of donors; protein binding.